Messenger RNA from Electrophorus electricus (electric eel), 1053 nucleotides. It is a transcript of the gene rpl5a, whose product is annotated as ribosomal protein L5a. Lineage: Eukaryota; Metazoa; Chordata; Actinopteri; Gymnotiformes; Gymnotidae. The record is from RefSeq and is a predicted model, not a curated record. Gene Ontology annotation, molecular function: structural constituent of ribosome; 5S rRNA binding. Gene Ontology annotation, biological process: translation; ribosomal large subunit assembly. Gene Ontology annotation, cellular component: cytosolic large ribosomal subunit; ribosome.
CGCACACCGUUCUAACUUCCUUUUCUCAGUGCAGCGGGAGCAGUAUCGGAGUCUGAAGACUUCAUCUCCUGACAAAAGGAGAAUUAACGAUUACGAAAUGGGGUUCGUCAAAGUGGUCAAGAACAAGGCAUAUUUCAAGAGAUACCAGGUCAAAUUCAGAAGGAGGCGAGAGGGAAAGACAGACUACUUUGCCCGUAAACGUCUUGUUAUCCAGGACAAGAACAAGUACAACACACCCAAAUACAGGAUGAUCGUUAGAUUCUCCAACAGGGAUAUUGUUUGCCAGAUCGCAUAUGCCAAGAUAGAAGGCGAUGUGAUCGUCUGCGCUGCUUACUCUCACGAGCUGCCCAAAUACGGCAUUCCGGUGGGGCUCACAAACUACGCUGCUGCUUACUGCACUGGCUUGCUGCUGGCACGUCGGUUGCUGAGCAAGUUCAGCCUGGAUAAGGUGUACGAGGGCCAGGUGGAGGUGACUGGUGAGGAGUUCAACGUGGAGAGUGUUGACGGCCAGCCUGGUGCAUUCACCUGCUACCUGGAUUCCGGCCUCGCCCGAACCACCACUGGAAAUAAGGUUUUUGGGGCCCUCAAAGGCGCCGUGGAUGGAGGACUGUCAAUCCCGCACAGCACUAAGCGGUUCCCGGGCUACGAUUCCGAGAGCAAAGAAUUUAACGCUGAGGUCCACCGGAAGCACAUCCUGGGCUUGAAUGUAGCCGGGUACAUGAGCAGCCUGAUGGAUGAGGAUGAGGAGGCCUACAAGAAGCAGUUCUCUCGAUUCGUCAAGAGCGGCGUCACCCCCGACUCGGUGGAGGAAAUGUACAAAAAGGCUCAUGCUUCCAUUCGUGAGAACCCAGUCCAUGAGAAGAAGCCCAAGAAGGAGGUCAAGAAGAAGAGGUGGAACCGUGCAAAGCUCACACUUGGUCAGAGAAAGGACCGCGUGGCUCAGAAGAAGGCCAGCUUCCUCCGUGCUCAGGAGGCUGCUGAUGACGAGUGAAGAGAUGGACCUGCCCCUCCUGCUCCACAGAAACCAUGCGCCUUGUCCAAAUAAAGCAUUUG